Coturnix japonica (Japanese quail) is the source of this 576-nucleotide messenger RNA. It is a transcript of the gene RPL35, whose product is annotated as ribosomal protein L35. The record is from RefSeq and is a predicted model, not a curated record. Lineage: Eukaryota; Metazoa; Chordata; Aves; Galliformes; Phasianidae. Gene Ontology annotation, biological process: translation; maturation of LSU-rRNA from tricistronic rRNA transcript (SSU-rRNA, 5.8S rRNA, LSU-rRNA). Gene Ontology annotation, cellular component: ribosome; cytosolic large ribosomal subunit. Gene Ontology annotation, molecular function: mRNA binding; structural constituent of ribosome.
CCGCCCCUUCAGCCCUGGCCGUGCCCCGCGGGGUGUGGCGCCGCGCGGCCCCUCCUCCUCCCCCCGCCCACUCGCGGGCUCCGCCGGUGCCGCCCUUUCCCUUUUCCGCCGGACCGAAGCCGCAGCCGCCAUCAUGGCCAAGAUCAAGGCCCGGGACCUGCGGGGGAAGAAGAAGGAGGAGCUGCUGAAGCAGCUGGAUGACCUGAAGGUGGAACUGUCACAGCUGCGCGUGGCCAAGGUGACGGGAGGAGCCGCCUCCAAGCUGUCCAAAAUCCGCGUGGUGCGUAAAUCCAUUGCCCGAGUCCUGACCGUGAUCAAUCAGACUCAGAAGGAGAACCUGAGGAAGUUCUACAAGGGCAAGAAGUACAAGCCUCUCGAUCUGCGGCCGAAGAAGACUCGUGCCAUGCGACGCAGGUUAAAUAAACAUGAAGAAAACCUGAAGACCAAAAAACAGCAGCGAAAAGAACGUCUGUACCCUGUCCGGAAAUAUGCCAUCAAGGCAUAAGAGUGCAGUGUACCAGAAGUUGUUAAUUACACUGGCUGGGUAUGUGUCAUUAAAUAGAACUUUGUUUGGAA